UUAAUAAAAUAUUAAGAAUGUUCAGCCAUAACUUAACCCUCUCUUUGAGGAGGGUAUCCUCACAGGCUAAGAGAGGUGUCACCAGGGGUUCCACAAGAUCUUUCAGCUCGAUCAAUGAGGAAGAGUUCGAUAAUUUUAAUAGAUAUGAUAAGUGGUGGAAGGACUCUCCUGAAAUGAGACCUCUCCAUGCUUAUAAUAAGCUAAGAGUUGAGUUCAUGAGGGAGUAUUUAAUUCAAGAUAAUGACGGUGUCGUCACUCCAGAUUUUUUCAAUAACUUAAAGGCACUAGAUGUCGGCUCAGGAGGUGGAAUCCUUAGCGAAAGCUUAGGAAGACUUGGAUGUCAAACUUUGGGUAUAGAUCCAACUCCAAUGAGCAUCAAAGUUGCUAAAGAACAUCUCUGCAAUGACCUUGAGCUGGUGGAAAAAGUUAAGUAUAAGCAAACCACUAUUGAAGAAUUAGUAGAAGAUGAAGAACACCAAAAUAAGUAUGAUUUUGCCGCAUCUAUGGAAGUCAUUGAGCAUGUAAACAACCAAGCAGAAUUCGUUAAGAACAUUGCUAAAGCUGUGAAGCCGAAUGGAUUAAUUUUCCUAUCAACUUUGGCAAAGACGACAGAGUCAUGGCUUUUAUCAAUUAAACUUGCUGAGGACUUGCUUGGAUUUGUACCCAGAGGAACUCAUAAUUGGGACAAGUACGUAAACCCAGAGGUCUUGCAUGAGAUGGUAGAGAAUGCAGGGUUUAGAGUGUUGAAAACACAAGGGGCAAUGUAUGAACCUAUCACAAAUCAAAUGAUAUACUGGCCAUGCACUAAUGUGAAUUAUAUGAUGGUUGGUAAAAAGUUAUAUUAAGCUUCAAUCCCAGGUAUAUUGAAU
Molecule: messenger RNA, 869 nt
Organism: Moneuplotes crassus
Lineage: Eukaryota; Ciliophora; Spirotrichea; Euplotida; Euplotidae
Source: the annotation of a GenBank genome assembly